This is a messenger RNA of Trichoderma atroviride IMI 206040, 2955 nucleotides long. RefSeq lists its product as uncharacterized. Gene Ontology annotation, cellular component: mitochondrial inner membrane. The record is from RefSeq and is a predicted model, not a curated record. NCBI's taxonomy places the organism in Eukaryota, Fungi, Ascomycota, Sordariomycetes, Hypocreales, Hypocreaceae.
AUGCUUUCCCGAGCGGCAAACGCUCCGCGCGUCUAUUGGGCCAACCGACUGGCCUCGUCUAUCUUGCGUGAGAGAACAACGCUAAGCCAUUUCUACGGCCGUGAAGAUUGGCUGCAGCAGCGAUGCUACAGCUCCGAUCCCAUCAUCCACAGCAAAGAAAGCGUGGAGGCGCUGAUAUCGGGGCGAAUAAGCACGAAAGAAUUCAACAAAUCGCUUCAAAAGGCAUCCAAGAAGCCGUCUCGAAGAGGGCCCUCUCGCCGCGGCAAGGGCGCAAGCAACAGACGCCGUAACAGGGACGAAGAGAUACCCGACUGGGGGCUUGCGGCAGCUCCAAACGAUGCGGUUGUCAAAAUAGAAGAAAAAGCACAAGUUGUGCAAGAGUUGAAGGGAAAAGAGGCUGCAGAAAAGGUCCCAGAGGCUCAACAAGAAGCUCAUGAAGAAGAAGAACCUCGAGAUGCGCUUGCAAAGGCGCUUGCUGAGGAGGCGGAUCGGUUGGAGCGAGCUGGAGCUGGAACAGAAGCUGAAGCACAAUAUGAAUCAAUUGCUUCAGAUUUUAUUCCCCUUUCCGAAUUUGGCCAAUUCAAACCAGAAGAAGGAGGGAUCAAGCCCAAACCAGGUUUCCAAGACGAACGCAUCCAGUCCAGGAGCGUCUCCGUUGCGGCUCUUGGGGAGCAGAUUGAGGCAAUCAUGUUGAAGAACCCCAACGAAAUGAAGAGACCAAAGAGGCCUGCGCGGAGGAUCCAGGACAAGGCACCGGAAGCCAAAGUAAAGCUCGAUGCCGAACGAGAUCUCAUGAUGGAGGAAGUCGAGGAGAACAACGAAGAGGCACUGGAAGCUGCGCUGAAGCACAUUGGCGACCUGCGGCCUGCCGAUCGGACAAUUCUUCCCUCCAAAGAUUUUGAUGCUCUGGCGAAUGCCCUGUUGGAUGGCUUCAAGUCCAGUCAACUCACCAGAUACUAUAACCGGGAACGCCUGACAGCACACAACCAAAGCUUGCAGAAGCCGCCUUCGUAUUCUUGGGUUGAUGACCAAAGCCGCUGGGAGCCCGCCAAACCCGACCACUGGGGGCCUCUUAGGCCUAAGCAGCGCCAGGUGAUUCUGAUUAUGCAAACCCUCUGGAAUCUCGAGGUCAAGGAGCAAGUCGAGGGCCUCGGCAGGACUCUUGUCUGGCUGGAGCCUCGCAUCUUCCAGCUGCUCGCUUCUCCCAAUAGCUCCAUCCUAGAGCAGGUCUCGAAAGACUACUUGUACGAAUCCAACAAGGAGAAGAUUACUGCAAGCUUCGAUGACUGCCGGAUCAACAUUUAUGCCCAAAAAUCGACUGUCCCCGUCAUUCUCUCCCAUCUUGAUGAGACUGUCAAAUCGAUUCGUCACCAGAAGGUUUCCUCUACUCACAUCGAAGAAAAUGACCUGGACGAGCAGCUACUCAAAGAGCUGGAACAAAUUACAAAGACAUGUAUCAAGUACAACAAGGGCGAUAAAGAGCUUGAAAUCUCAUGGCUUGAAAGUCAAACCCCAUCUUCAUUGCCCGAAAGCACCAAGAACAUAGAAACCCCGGCUGAUAUCGCUCUGCGGCUACUACUGGAGCAGCCGAGCAAAGACGACCAAAACAGCGUGCAUAUUAUAACGCCAUCAGAAGUUGACAAGGCCAGGGAUGGAUCUUUCAUUAGCCACCACAGAGAACGCAGGAGUAUGCGCUGGAAGGAUAAGCUGAAGCCGUGGUCUAGAUAUGUCCACCCCGUCGGUCAAAUCACCACCGCAACAGACAAUGUCUUGGAACACCUACUUGAGGCAGUCUCUUUACCCGCUUCGUCAAAUUCCAAAGCCAAGAAAGAAGCUGAAUCGGUAGUUACGACGGCAUCCUUUGGACAUGUCCUUCAUGGCAAGGGUUCCCGCACGGUUGCUACCAUGGCCAAACACCGCCGACUUCUCUCUCCAGUCCUCCCUCACCCUGCAUCGUUUACCACCAUUAUGGGCGAAGAUAAACCUCUGACACAGCGCACAACCAUCACCCUCAAUUUCUCUCCCGACCCCCAGCAUCAUUCCAAUGACACAAACUCAACGCUCCCCAGCGUCCAGCUGCAGCUACCUGUUGAUCCCGUCACCGACAUUGCCGACUCUUCCCUCCCUUCUGGUUCGACUCUCUUUGGCGUUGCCGCACAUUCCGUCAGCGACAUCCUACUGCCCAGCGAAAGCGUAGACAUUCGCCUGACGCAGCAGCGUCUCCUGCCGCUCGACGCGAGCCAAGAAUCCAUCAAAGAAUUCCUAUCUCACUGCGAGUUCGACCUCCCAAAAGGCAUACUGAGAACACCCAGCAAAAUCACAUUUUCAAUCCCCAAAGCAUGGGCCGCCGACCCAAAGGCAAAACGCAAGCCUUCCAAAACGGCCACCGUCAACGCCCCGUACAUUUUUAUGGGACUGGAGACGCACCAAAUCGCCGAGAUUGAGUUCCAUGGCCACACUCUACGCUACGAUGGCAUCGAUGCGGGUCGCCACGGUGGCCAGAGACAGGAGCUGUCUCUUCAAGCCGGUCCUCCUGUACGAGGAAGCGACGGAGAGCAAGACAAGACCCCUUUCGAGCUGAACGAAAAAGAAGCAUCUGCAUUCAUAUCUUUAGCCGGAGAGAUAGCCACAGGGAAGUAUUUCUCGUGGCACAACGGCUUUGAGUUGGUGAGAGAGCUUUCAGACGAGACACUUGGCUUUGAUGAGCUGGAGGUGCUUGAUGACGAAGUAAUCGAUCAACAGCCGUCGUCAUUAGAGGCUGAAUAUCCUGGGGAUGCCCAGAGCUCAGAAUCUGAGCUUUUGUCACCGCCUGAGCAGGAUAAAAGCUCCUCUACGAUGACUGAUCCAACAUCUGAAGGUGCAUCUUCCGCCUUCCAGAGCAGCACUACCAGUGAAUCGACGGAUACCUCUGAAGCUCUCAACAACCCUACCGAUACCAAAGACUCAUAAACUCCC